Molecule: messenger RNA, 674 nt
Organism: Bombina bombina (fire-bellied toad)
Lineage: Eukaryota; Metazoa; Chordata; Amphibia; Anura; Bombinatoridae
Product: beta-microseminoprotein
Exons: 4
Coding region: 16-507 (163 amino acids)
Source: RefSeq, a predicted model, not a curated record
CAGGUAUGAAAUGCUAUGGCAGAUGCUCUGGGGCUGCAGAAGACAACAAACAACACGUUAUCUGCUAGAACAAGGAGGCGGUGCAGGGGUGAUGUUACUGUCCUGUUGCACAACAGACUCACUAUAAAUCCAACAGUGUCUUGUUGGGUCAAUAGAGGAGUCAGACGUCCUACGAUGAAGUGCCUUCUGUCUAUGUGUUUUGCCAUCGGCAUCUUAGUGACUGUGUGUGACGCAGCCUGUUUUAGCACACUUCCCAUUCAUGGUGGCCCUGAGGGGUGUAUGUACAAAAGAAAGUAUCAUGAACCCGGCAGCACAUGGAGAACCAAGAACUGCUUAGAUUGCUCUUGCUCUAAUUAUGGGGAGUAUCAUUGCUGCGAUGUUUCUGGCAGACCGGUAAACUAUGACAAAGAAAAAUGUAUAGCAUUGUUUAAUAAGGCAACGUGCAUAUACACCGUGGUGCAUAAAGAUGAUCGAUCGAAGACAUGUGCCCAUGCAAUGGUUGGCUAAACACGUCAUCUACAUGAGCUUUGUCACUAAGUGCCACUUGCUGCUACUGGGUCACUGAAGGAGCACAACCUGUGCCUUAGAAAAGAGAGAACGCUUCACUCAUGAUAGUAAAUCUGCUUUAUGAUGAGUUUUUAUAAUAAACUUAAUAAACUUACAAACUAAUGACA